Molecule: messenger RNA, 1737 nt
Organism: Lutzomyia longipalpis
Lineage: Eukaryota; Metazoa; Arthropoda; Insecta; Diptera; Psychodidae
Gene: Rilpl
Product: RILP-like protein homolog
Exons: 4
Coding region: 114-1241 (375 amino acids)
Molecular function (GO): protein dimerization activity
Source: RefSeq, a predicted model, not a curated record
AGGAGCUUUCUUUAUUGGGGCAGCAGGCGAUAUGUAUUUUCUUUCAUAAAGUUUUUCUUUCAGUCUUUAAUAAGUUUUUCUCAGUGGUGGGUGGUCAUCGUGAAUCCCCUUCUAUGCCAGGGCCGAAGGGUGGUGGAGACAUGGGUGAAGUGUCUGUGAUGCUAGUGUACGACAUUGCAAGUGAAAUCGGGAAGGAAUGCGAAAAGCUGAUUGAUAAGUUUGGCUCAGACGCUGUGGCAUCGCUGAUUCCGCAAGUUAUCAAUGCACUGGAGCUCCUCGAGGCGUUGGCGAAUCGCAAUGAGUCAGAAAAUUCCACGGUGCAGGAGUUAAAUGACCGCAUCACGCAAUUGGAGACGGAGAAGCUCGAGAAAGCGGAGUACAGGAAGCGCUUCGAGAAGGAACUUGAGACCAUUGAGGAGCAAUGGAGGAAUGAGUCGAGUGAUUUAGUUGCUCUUGUAAGUCGUCUCCAGGAUGAAAAUAAGCGCUUGGCGACACAAUUGCGCUCUGGAUGCGACACAGACAGCGGUGUUGACUUUCAAAUGGACUCCGCGGCGGGUCAGAGUGGAGACUUUCAGCUUCUGCAGCAAUUGCGGAGUCAGGUGGAGAAACAACGAAAUGAGCUACUGCGAAAGGAUAUGGAGCUAGAGGAGAAGACGGUGGACAUUGAUGGACUCAAUGUGCAAAUUGAGCGUCUCAAAACUUCGGGCAGAGAGACGCGGCGACGACUAAAAGUGGUGCAGCUGCAAGUACGAUCUCUCUGUGAGGAACGUGCGGACUUCCUGGCUCAGCUACAGGAUCAACAUCGGGAAAUUGUAGCACUGAGGCGGAGAUUGGGGCUGGCGGAGAAGGAGAAUGAGGAUUUGGUGAAGACACAAGAGGAAGAACCUCUAAAGCGCUACACUACGACUGAAUUGAAAGAGCUCAUGGCCGAGAGGGAUGAUCUACGGGCGAGAAUUAAUGAUCUCGAAGAAGAACUUAAACUCUACAGGCCGAGUUCGGUGGAAUCUGACCCCACUGGGAGUGUGACACCCUCAGAGGAGGAUCCACCCGUCCAGGGGCCACUUCCAUUUGAACCCGAUGAUGCACCGUGGAAGAAAUCAAGUGAAUCGGGGAUAAGAAAAUUUUUUCGCAAAUUGUUCUCUGAUCCUGAUGAUCCUUCUGCGAGCUUUCCUCGGCGCUCUCUAUCCACAUUGUCGAAGAUGGCACUGUCAGCAGGACCUCACUGUGACAUUCCCUUCUAAUUGCAUCCAAUGGUUCAGCACCACAAUUUAACAACAGCCAACGAGAUUCUUCCUUCAACUUCCUUUUCGACUCUCUAUUCUUCGCACACUCUCUGAUCGUCCCAGCACCAACUAUACUUCCUGUGAGAGCAAGAUUUUUCUUCCAUAUAAUAUCCUUUACAAAAAAAACUCAUUAUUAUCAUCUAUUAGGGUCCACUGCUCUCAUAUCAAUUGAGAAUUUCUUCUUUUUUUUUCUUUUCAACAAUUCGAUAUAAAAUCUCGAUUUUUUUUGUCAAUUAUCUCCAUUUUUCUCUGCCUUAUUUUUCUUAUUUCCGACCUUUUUGUAAAGAAUAAUUUAUUUUCAAUCCCCCCUUUUAUUUCCCUUUCCCCUCACCAGACAAAGGUACCCAACAAUUCAAUGUUACUUGUCUAUUUAUAUUCCAAUAUAAUUACAACAUUAGUGAUAUUAUACAAAAGAAGAGAAAUUAAAAGAAAAAUUUAAAUUCUAGAGGAAGAA